AUGAUGGUAGAAAAAGUCCCAGAUAGUACGUACGAAAUGGUGGGAGGUCCGGAUAAGCAAAUCAAGGAAAUCGAGAAAUUUAUCGAGUUGCCCGUCAAACACCCAGAGCUCUUCGAAUCUCUGGGCAUUGCACAGCCCAAGGGUGUUCUUCUUUGUGGACCUCCUGGGACGGGAAAGACUCGCUCGCGCCACUCCGAGCUUGUUCAGAAGUACAUCGGUGAAGGAAGCAGAAUGGUUCGGGAGCUAUUCGUCAUGGCCAGGGAGUAUGCACCUAGUAUCAUAUUUAUGGACGAGAUUGAUUCUAUCGGCAGUUCGCGAGGAGACAGUGGUUCGGGAGGUGGCGAUUCGGAAGUACAGCGCAUGAUGCUGGAGCUUCUCAAUCAGUUAGAUGGUUUCGAGGCUACAAAGGACAUCAAGGUUAUCAUGGCUACGAAUUAUAUAUUGGAUUCUGCACUUCUUCGUCCGGAACGUAUUGACCGAAAGAUCGAAUUCCCUCCCCCUGGCCCAGAAGCUCGUGUCAGCAUUCUUAAAAUCCACUCUCGCAAGAUGUCACUGCGCGGUAUCGACCUCAAAGCACUCACCGAGAAACUGGGCCGGUGCUCAGGCGCCGAAGUGCGCGGUAUAUGUACAGUCUUUUAA
Suillus fuscotomentosus is the source of this 639-nucleotide messenger RNA. Its product is annotated as proteasome regulatory particle base protein. The record is from RefSeq and is a predicted model, not a curated record. Lineage: Eukaryota; Fungi; Basidiomycota; Agaricomycetes; Boletales; Suillaceae. The transcript has 4 exons. Gene Ontology annotation, molecular function: proteasome-activating activity; ATP binding; ATP hydrolysis activity. Gene Ontology annotation, biological process: proteasome-mediated ubiquitin-dependent protein catabolic process. Gene Ontology annotation, cellular component: proteasome regulatory particle, base subcomplex. The coding region runs from base 1 to 639 and encodes 212 amino acids.